GGGUCCUUUCCCUGCCACUCCUCGGCAACCCUGAUUGGUGCUGGAGGUCUCAGUUUCCUUUUCUUCCCCGGCAUUCGGUUUGCAAACCCUGCCCCGAGACGCGGGCGGCUGGCGAGCUGCAUUUGCGCUGCGAGGCGCAGGUGCAGCCGAGGCCGACAAGCUGAGCCUUAGGCCCCGCGCGACCAUAGAGUCCGGAAGUGCGGCCAGAGCAGCUCGCGGGGGCGCCGCACCGGGGGAACCCGGGACCAGGAGGGCAGCGCAGGAGCGGGCGGAAUGGCCGCAAUGCUGGCCAUGAAGGUGGUCACGGGGCUGGCGGCAGCGGCACUGGCGGCAGUGCUCUUGGAGCACUAUGGCCUGGCUGGUCAGCCCUCGCCGCUGCCCCAGCCCCGCGCCCCCCGGAGCCCGCACCCCGCUCCGGGCCCCGGAGCCAGCAACAUCUUCUGGGGUCUGCAGAUAUCCGACAUUCACCUGAGCAGGUUUCGCGAUCCAGGCAGAGCUGUAGACUUAGAGAAGUUCUGUUCAGAAACUAUUGGCAUCAUUCAACCAGCUCUCGUCCUGGCAACAGGAGAUCUCACUGAUGCCAAAACAAAGGAACAGUUUGGAUCCAGGCAGCAUGAGGUAGAAUGGCAAACUUACCAUGGUAUUCUGAAGAAGACAAGGGUCUUGGAAAAAACCAAGUGGCUUGAUAUCAAAGGAAAUCAUGAUGUAUUCAACAUUGCAAGUCUGGAAAGUGUCGAGAAUUAUUACAGGAAAUAUUCUGCCGUACGUAGGGAUGGCUCUUUCCAUUAUGUCCACAGUACUCCCUUUGGCAACUAUUCUUUCAUCUCUUUGGAUGCCACCCAAAAUCCAGGGCCCAAGAGACCCUAUAAUUUCUUUGGAAUUUUAGAUGAGAAACGGAUGGAGGAACUUCUAUUACUCGUUAAGGAAAGUACUCGGAGCAACCACAGUAUUUGGUUCGGACACUAUACAACAUCCACUAUCCUUUCUCCAUCACCAGGAAUUCGGUCAAUAAUGAGUUCAGCUACAGCGUAUUUGUGUGGGCACCUCCAUACACUAGGCGGACUGAUGCCUGUUUUGCACACUCGUCACCUCCAGGGCACUUUGGAACUUGAGGUGGGAGACUGGAAGGAUAACAGAAGGUACCGGAUCUUUGCCUUUGAUCAUGACCUCUUUAGCUUUGCAGAUUUGAUCUUUGGCGACUGGCCUGUGGUUCUUAUCACUAAUCCUAAGUCACUCCUAUAUAGUUGUGCUACACAUGAACCACUAGAAAGACUCCUUCAUUCAACACACAUCAGGAACCACCAUACAGUUUUCCAUAGCGGCUGUACCAUUUUACAUUCCCACCAGCAGUGCAUAAGAGUCUUGGCCUUUUCCUUAUCCUCCAUUACUUCUGUCACAGUUAAGAUUGAUGGAAUUCAUUUAGGGCAAGCUAUUCAUUUGUCUGGUCCUAUUUUCAUACUGAAGUGGAACCCAAGAAACUACAGUAAUGGGACACAUAACAUAGAAGUAAUUGUCCAGGAUUCUGCUGGGAGAAGUAAGAGUGUUCACCAUAUAUUUUCUCUUCAAGAGGAUAUUCAUCUCAGAUUUGAUCCCCUGGCAUCAUUUAUUCUCCUUACUGACCAUGGCAUCGUGGCCCGGGUCCUUUUUGUGAUGAUUGUGUUGGUCCAGCUCACCAUUCUCAUUACUUUUAGGUGUCAAGGAUAUCCAGAGCAUAAAGGGUCUCCAGGAUUUAUAAAUUUGGCCUCAUUUUCCCUCCACGUCUUGAGCAAACUAAACAUCUUCUACUAUUCUGUGUUGUUGCUAACCCUAUAUACAGCACUGGGACCAUGGUUUAUUGGUGAAAUCAUUGAAGGCAAGUUGGGUUGCUGCUUUUCCUUUGGGAUCUUUGUUGAUGGACAUUUCCUACAAGGCAGCCUAACAUUUAUAGUUGGAAUUCUGCAGCUGGCAUUUUUUAACAUCCCCUUGAUGGUUUACCUGUGUUGGAGCUUGUUGCAGCGGUGCUUUGGUCACAACUUUCAGUCCCAUCUCCGUCAAGGCAAAUACUUGAAGGUUAUACCUAUUCACCUACUUAUGUUACUGCUGUACAUCUGGCAGAUCUAUUCCUGCUAUUUUCUUCAUAUGACAUAUGGCACUCUAGCUUUUUUCUUCUCCCCUUUGCGGACCUGGUUGACACUGUUAACACCUGUUAUCAUUCGUUGUGUGUGGACACUGAACUCUACCCAGCUUGGAACCUUCAUAGCGCAGUUAAAAAGCCACUUAAGCUCCUAAAGGCCAUGCCUCACCAUCUGCCUCUGUAGCCCAGGCCCCUGGCCCAGCAGCAGGCAGAAGGCCAGUGUUGGUGGGCAGGCUUCAGGGAGUUGCUGCACCUUGGACACCUGGGAGUUGGGGAGGAUUACCCACUACUGAUUCCUGCAGAAUGGACUGCAGAAAAAUCUCUAAAUAAUGCCAUGAUUCCUUCCUUCUCCAAGAAGGCAAAGAGUUGAUUUACUUUUGUGAAGAGAAAGUCCUAAUCAGGAGAUCCACAGGGCAGGGGCUGGGUGUGUGAAUGGUUGUAUCAGAAGCCCACUGUAUUUUUUACGGUUACUUCACGUAAAGUACCUAGCACAGUGUGUGGAACUCCGCAGCUGUGAAGGGUACCACUUUAGGGGCAGGGAACCAGUGUGAACUUGGGCCCUACCUUGACUACCCUUGAGGUACUAGCUCCCAGUCUUCUUUUCCCUCGAGGUUAUGGGCUCUCUGCUUCUUUAGGUGGUUUUUUCUUUUUUUUUUUUUUUUCAAUCUAAUCAAAUAAAUGAAUGAUGGGUAAUAACUC
Messenger RNA from Acinonyx jubatus (cheetah), 2812 nucleotides. It is a transcript of the gene TMEM62, whose product is annotated as transmembrane protein 62. The transcript has 15 exons. NCBI's taxonomy places the organism in Eukaryota, Metazoa, Chordata, Mammalia, Carnivora, Felidae. The record is from RefSeq and is a predicted model, not a curated record. The coding region runs from base 274 to 2268 and encodes 664 amino acids. Gene Ontology annotation, molecular function: hydrolase activity.